UGUCAUUUCAGCACGCCGGAGUCCAUUAACAAAGAGCAUAUGCUUUAAGCGUGACAUGACAUGUCGCGCUAUUGCUCCUUCCUUACCAAGAGGCAUCGCUAGCUAACCUUCAAACCUCUCCUCCGAAAUCAACUCCCUUCCGGCCUUCGUUCGGCAAAACCAGGGAAAAACACAGGAAUUCAAUGGCUGAGACCGUGCCCGCGACGGUGCCGGCGAAGAGGAAGGUGGAGGUGUUGGGUUCGGAGGAGGAAUUGGCGGCGGCCGCCAAGUACGUCGCGGAUCUCUCCGAUAAGUUUGUCCGAGAGAAAGGGCUCUUCACCGUCGUUCUCUCCGGAGGCUAUCUCAUCGACCUCCUCAGGAAACUGGCGGAACCGCCGUAUGUGGAAUCAGUCGAAUGGUCGAAAUGGCAUGUCUUUUGGUUGGACGAGAGGGUGGUUCCUAAGACUCAUCCUGACAGCAACUACAAGCUUGCCUGCGAUGGUUUACUCUCCAAGGUACCGGUUGUUCCUGAAAAUGUUUAUGCCAUUAACGAUACGCUGUCAGCUGAAGGUGCAGCAGAUGAUUAUGAGGCCUGUCUAAGGUACUUAGUCGAGAGCGGUGUAUUAGCUCCAUCAGCUGCUAGCAAGUUCCCGAAGUUUGAUCUGAUGCUGCUCGGCAUGGGACCCGAUGGUCAUGUGGCGUCUCUGUUCCCAGGGCAUCCUCUCCUCGAAGAGAAAGAGAGGUGGGUCACUUUCAUCAAGGACUCGCCGAAACCGCCUCCGCAACGAAUCACUUUCACUUUCCCAGUGAUCAAUUCAUCCGAGUACAUCGCUCUCGUGGUUGCUGGGACUGGCGAAGUGGAUGCCGUGCACACUGCAUUAGGGAACAGUGGGGAUGCUAAAUUACCUGCACAAAUGGUGACACCCGAGGGGGAGUUAACUUGGUUUCUGGACAAGGAUGCGGCUUCUAAACUUUAGAGAUUGGCUUCUUCGUUUUGAUCUGUGUCUGAUGCGGGUAAGUUGCUUGGUUUCAUCAGCAAAGUAGCUUUAUUUAUGUGCUGAUGCAUUCCAAGUAACUUUUUAAUUAGUGUGCAAUUUAACAUCCCUCUUUUGAAUAAGUCUGUACUUUUAAGAUUUGCCCUUGUUGACUCUCGUACGGAUAUGCAUGUCCGAGUGAUGCUAUUUUAGGCCUAUCCUUGCAACUUUCAAUGAAUGGAGAAUGUGCAGGCUGUGAUCAGGCA
Molecule: messenger RNA, 1219 nt
Organism: Eucalyptus grandis
Lineage: Eukaryota; Viridiplantae; Streptophyta; Magnoliopsida; Myrtales; Myrtaceae
Product: probable 6-phosphogluconolactonase 4, chloroplastic
Biological process (GO): carbohydrate metabolic process; pentose-phosphate shunt
Molecular function (GO): 6-phosphogluconolactonase activity
Source: RefSeq, a predicted model, not a curated record